This is a messenger RNA of Cyclocybe aegerita, 756 nucleotides long. NCBI's taxonomy places the organism in Eukaryota, Fungi, Basidiomycota, Agaricomycetes, Agaricales, Hemipholiotaceae. The record is from the annotation of a GenBank genome assembly.
AUGUCCGGCACAGGCGCUCGCGAAAAUGUCUUUGCAACGCGAAUGGCCCUCACCAACACAAAGCUUCGUUUGAAGGGUGCUCAGACCGGACAUUCGCUACUUGCGAAGAAACGAGAUGCGUUGACCACGCGAUUCCGCGCGAUCCUCAGGAAGGUCGAUGAGGCAAAGAGAAAGAUGGGAAGAGUGAUGCAAUUGGCCUCCUUCUCGAUGGCUGAAGUCACAUACACCACCGGAGACAUCGCGUAUCUCGUUCAGGAGCAAGCCAAGCUGGCAACCUUCCGGGUGAAGGCAAAGCAAGAGAACGUCUCAGGUGUCGUUCUUCCUGCCUUCGAGACUUAUACUUGUUCAGAUUUCAACCUCACUGGGCUAGGACGAGGUGGACAGCAAAUCAUGAAGGCCAAGGAGGUGUAUGCGAAAGCGCUCGAGACCCUAGUCGAACUGGCUUCUUUGCAGACGGCGUUUACCAUCCUCGAUGAAGUGAUUCGCGCAACAAACCGACGCGUCAAUGCUAUCGAGCACGUCGUCAUGCCUCGCCUGGACAACACGAUCAAGUACAUCUUGAGUGAAUUAGAUGAAAUGGAUCGCGAGGAGUUCUUUAGAUUGAAAAAGGUGCAGGGCAAGAAAAAGAGGGACAACGCUGCUCGUGACGCAAAUCUUGAAGAACAUGGGCCGUCAGCCAUCGAUGACGCAAUAGGCGCGGAGGAAACAGGAGGUGUGGAUUUGUUAAGUAGCAAGGAUGAAGAUGUCAUUUUUUAG